UCCCAGGCUUCCGGCUUUAAAAGGCCUUAAGGUGAUUUCUCUUUUGCGCUUAAAACAUUGGAAAAAAAAAAAACACAAGCUAAAGUUGGGAGAAUCCUUUCUGGGUUUGGGAGACCACAGAUUUUGAGAGCAAAUCCCAACUGGUUUUCUCUUUUCAUUUCUGGGUUUUGGAGAUAAGGGUCAGAGAGUGCAAAUCCACAGCUGGGUUUCUCUUAAAACUCUUGAUUUUGGAGAGAGGAGAGUUUAGAGAAAGAGAGAGAAGAUGUUGGAAGGGAAAGCAUUGAUAGAGGACACUGACAUGCCUGUGAAGAUGCAGAUCCAAGCCAUGGCUUGUGCCUCUCAAGCUUUGGAUAUCUAUGAUGUCCUAGACUACAAAUCCAUUGCUGCCUAUAUCAAGAAGGAGUUUGAUAUGAUAUAUGGGACUGGAUGGCAAUGUGUGGUGGGUUCAAAUUUUGGAUGUUUCUUCACUCAUUCUAAGGGAACUUUUAUAUAUUUCACACUGGAGACUCUCAAUUUCCUCAUCUUCAAAGGGGCCUCUUCUUCGGACUGAGGCUGUGUUCGGUUGCAAAGAAACUUGGAGAAAAUGGAAGAAGAAGAGAUGAAAAACAAAGUCUAGUGCAGUUCUCUCUUCCGGCUGUUUUUUUACCCCUUCCUUUUGGUUCUUUUUGUCUUUUUGUCUUUUUUGAUCUUUAACUCGGUUGUAGCUUGACAUGGGGGAAAAUAAGGUGCGGGAAAAUGGAAGGAAAAAAAAAACCAAGAAAAAAGAAUGUUGGGAGGCACCUACAUCCACAAGGCCACAUGGAGCUUUUUGGAUCUCGUCAUUGUGAUGAGGGCCCUGUAAUAUCUCUAAGGGGCAGCCGCAAUGCCCUCUUUGUACAUAUGAUGUCUCCAUCCCCUUUAAAAAUGCAUUUCUUUUUCAUUUGUCCUUCA
Messenger RNA from Vitis riparia (riverbank grape), 930 nucleotides. RefSeq names its product dynein light chain LC6, flagellar outer arm. Lineage: Eukaryota; Viridiplantae; Streptophyta; Magnoliopsida; Vitales; Vitaceae. Gene Ontology annotation, cellular component: dynein complex. The record is from RefSeq and is a predicted model, not a curated record. Gene Ontology annotation, biological process: microtubule-based process. The transcript has 2 exons. Bases 263 to 550 code for a protein of 95 amino acids. Gene Ontology annotation, molecular function: dynein intermediate chain binding; dynein light intermediate chain binding.